GGAUGUGUGUCGGUGUGUGUGGAGGGGCUGCUCCUUCACUCCUGCUUUCCCGGCUUGGUGGGGUCCUUUCGCGGCCACCCGGGGAAACGUCUUAGGCAGUCGUGGUUCCUGUGAUCUGUGUCCUCUUUGCAGAAGUUCUGUUUCUAUCCAUCUCAUGUGCUGUGUGUGUCUGUAACGCCUCAUUCCGUGCUGUCUGGCAGGAAGCUCCAUCUCAUCUCGUCAUCUCACGGCCCUGGCACUGCCUCAGCAUGGCCAUCUCAUCACGCCUCGCCCUGUGGGAGCAGAAGAUUCGGGAAGAGGACAAGAGCCCUCCACCGUCCUCGCCCCCUCCCCUUUUCUCUGUCAUCCCAGGGGGCUUCAUUAAGCAACUGGUCCGGGAGACUGAAAAAGAGGCCAAGGAAGCGAGACAGAGGAAACAGUUAGCUCUCGCCACUCCGGAACGAGAGACCCCAGAAAUUUCCAUCAGCGAACCCAACAGCAAGUCCAGCAGUGGCACCAGAUCUGGAAGCCAGCAGAUCUCUCAGGACAACCAGUCAAGCUCUCCUGGGAGCUCAGACAUUCUGAGCAAGGAGAGCGAGGGGGCCGGCAGCCCCGACCCUGAGCGGAUGACCAGCAUCAAUGGUGAGAAGGCCCAGGAACUGGGCUCCACUGCAACAUCAGCCAAAAAGACCCUCCCCUUCAAGAGGGGCAUGAGGAGGGGUGAUGUGUUGUUGAUGGUGGCCAAGCUGGACCUGGACUCAGCCAAGCCAGAGAGGACUCAUCCCCAUGACACGUCCCCUUGCAAGACCCCUCCCCCAGUCACAGAUACUGGAAAGGAAAAGAAAGGGGAGACCUCUAGGGCUCCUUGUGGCCCCCAGGCCAGCACUGAGAUCUUGGCCCCGAAAGCUGAGAAGACCCGGACUGGGGGUCUUGGGGACGCAGGCCAAGGAACUGUGGCACUGAAAAAAGGCGAGAAGGGUCAAAGCAUAGUGGGGAAGGGGGGUGGGACCCCCAAAACCAAAGAGCUGAAAGAGGCUGAGCCCCAGGGCAAAGACAGGCAGGGGACCAGGCCCCAAGCCCAAGGGCCCAGAGUGGGGGUGCGACCAGGGAAAGCAGAGAAGGAGGGAGGGGAGCCCACAAGCCCAGUGGAAAAGGAGAAUGUCUCUAAGAACGCAGGGAGUGAAGAGAAGCACAAAGGGCCCCAAAUCCCUGGGAGAAAGUGGGGAGGUUUCCUGGGAAGAAGGAGUAAGUGGGAUGGUCCCCAGAAUAAGGACAAAGAAGGGGUGCUCUUAAGUAAGGCAGAGAAGACAGGUGAGCCUCAGACCCAGACAGAGAAGAAAAGCCAAAUGCAGGGUGAGUUGGGGGACGAUCUGAGAAUGGGGGAGAAAGCAGGUGAGCUUCGGAGCAUGACUGGGAAGGCAGGUGAGUCCUGGGAUAAGAAGGAAAAGAUAGGGCAACCCCAGGGUAAGUCCGGGAAGGCAGGGGAAGCUCGGAGUCAGACGGAGAAGGGCUGUGAAGCCCCAAAGGAGGUGAGCACGAUGGUGGAGUCACCAGUGGCUGCUGGGAAAGGAGGCUGGUCAGGAAGAAGUGGUCAGGAAGCAGAGGGGCCCUGCUCAAGAGAAGAUGUUGGGUCUGGUGCCCUGGAGACAGAGCUGGAAGCACCCAGCCAGCCUGCUCUGGAGAAGGAUGCGGAAAGGCCUCGGAUACAGAAGGAGAACCAAGAUGGGCCAGCCCUCCAGGAGGCGGGAAAAGGAGGCCAGAGCAGAAACUCAGAGCAGGCUCCUGAGGACAGAUGGUAUGAGGCAGAGAAAGUCUGGCUGGCUCAGAAGGACGGAUUUACUCUUGCUACGGUGCUAAAGCCAGAUGAGGGAACAGCAGACCUGCCGGCAGGAAGGGUGAGACUUUGCAUUGAUGCUGACAAAAGUAUCACUGAGGUGGAUGAGGAGCAUGUCCAUCGGGCCAACCCCCCUGAGCUGGACCAGGCCGAGGACCUGGCCUCUCUCAUCAGUGUCAACGAAUCCAGUGUCCUGAACACGCUUCUGCAGCGCUACAGGGCUCAGCGGCCACACACUUGCAUAGGACCUGAUCUGAUCGUCCUUCAGCCCCGGGGGCCCUCGGUGCCGUCUGCAGGGAAGGUGCCCAAGGGCCGCAGGGAUGGCCUGCCCGCCCACAUUGGCUCCAUGGCCCAGCGGGCAUACUGGGCGCUGCUGAACCAGCGGAGAGACCAGAGUAUUGUGGCCCUGGGCCGGAGUGGGGCUGGGAAGACCGCCUGCUGUGAGCAGGUCCUGGAACACCUGGUGGGGAUGGCAGGCAGCGUGGAUGGCAAGGUCUCAGUGGAGAAGAUCCGAGCCACCUUCACUGUCCUCCGGGCCUUCGGCUCUGUGUCCAUGGCUCACAGCUGCAGCGCCACCCGGUUCUCCAUGGUGAUGUCGCUGGACUUCAAUGCUACAGGCCGCAUCACGGCUGCUCAGCUCCAGACAAUGCUUUUGGAGAAGAGCCGUGUGGCACGGCAGCCAGAAGGGGAAAGUAACUUCCAGGUUUUCUCCCAGAUGCUGGCUGGAUUGGACUUGGAUCUCAGGACGGAGCUGAACCUGCACCAGAUGGCAGAUAGCAGCUCCUUUGGCAUGGGCGUGUGGUCCAAGCCUGAAGAUAAGCAGAAGGCGGCAGCUGCCUUUGCCCAGCUCCAGGGUGCCAUGGAGACGCUGGGCAUCUCAGAGAGCGAGCAGCGGGCCAUUUGGUGGGUCCUGGCAGCCAUCUACCACCUGGGCGCGGCGGGGGCCUGCAAAGUGGGCCGGAAGCAGUUCAUGAGGUUUGAGUGGGCAAACUAUGCAGCUGAGGCCCUCGGCUGCGAGUAUGAGGAGCUGAACACGGCCACCUUCAAGCACCACCUUCGACAGAUCAUCCAGCAAAUGACGUUUGGGCCAAGCCAAAGGGACCUCGAGGACGAGGAAACCAGCUCAGGGCUCAAGAUGACAGGAGUGGAGUGUGUGGAGGGGAUGGCCUCAGGCCUGUACCAGGAGCUCUUUGCAGCCGUGGUCUCACUCAUCAACAGAUCCUUCUCCUCCCACCAUCUCUCCAUGGCCUCCAUCAUGGUGGUGGACUCUCCAGGCUUCCAGAACCCUCGGCACCAGGGCAAGGACCGGGCGGCCACCUUCGAGGAGCUGUGCCACAACUAUGCCCAUGAGCGCCUGCAGCUGCUGUUCUACCAGCGGACCUUUGUCUCCACGCUGCAGCGAUACCGAGAGGAAGGUGUUCCUGUGCAGUUUGACCUCUCGGACCUCUCCCCAGGAACCACUGUGGCUGCUGUGGAUCACAAUCCCUCUCAGGUCCGCUUACCAGCUGGAGGAGGUGCCCAGGAUGCCAAAGGCCUUUUCUGGGUCUUGGAUGAGGAAGUCCGUGUAGAGGGCUCCAGUGACAGUGUGGUGCUCGAGCGUCUGUGUGCUGCCUUCGAGAAGAAAGGAGCUGGGACUGAAGGGUCCUCUGCCCUGCGGACCUGUGAGCAGCCCCUCCAGUGUGAGAUUUUCCACCAGCUGGGAUGGGACCCUGUGCGGUACGACCUCACGGGCUGGCUCCACAGAGCCAAGCCCAACCUCUCAGCCCUGGAUGCACCCCAGGUCCUGCAGCAGUCAAAAAGAGAGGAGCUGCGGAGUCUAUUCCAGGCCCGAUCCAAGCUGCCUCCUGUGUGCCGGGCUGUGGCAGGCCUGGAGGGCACCUCCCAGCAGGCCCUGCAGAGGAACCGCAUGGUGAGGAGGACCUUUGCCAGUAGCCUUGCCGCGGUGAGGAGGAAAGCCCCGUGCUCCCAGAUCAAGCUGCAGAUGGAUGCACUGACCAGCAUGAUCAAAAGGUCCCAGCUGCACUUUAUCCACUGCCUGGUCCCAAACCCUGUGGUGGAAAGCAGGAGUGAGCAGGAAUCUCCUACACCACCACAGCCUGGUAGAGACAAGCCUGGGGCAGGUGCACCUCUGGCCCUGGAUAUCCCAGCACUGAGGGUGCAGCUUGCUGGGUUCCACAUCCUGGAGGCUCUGCGUCUGCACAGGACAGGCUAUGCUGACCACAUGGGGCUCACUCACUUCCGCCGGCAAUUCCAGGUGCUGAACCCUCCACUCCUGAAGAAGCUCAUGUCGACCUCCGAGGGAAUAGAUGAAAGGAAGGCCGUGGAGGAGCUCUUGGAGACCCUGGAUCUGGAAAAGAAGGCGGUGGCUCUGGGGCACAGCCAAGUUUUUCUCAAGGCAGGUGUGAUCUCCAGGCUUGAGAGGCAACGAGAGAAGCUGGUAUCUCAGAGCAUCGUUCUCUUCCAGGCGGCUUGCAAGGGCUUUCUGUCUCGCCAGGAAUUCAAGAAGUUGAAGAUUCGCCGACUGGCUGCGCAGUGCAUCCAGAAGAAUGUGGCUGUGUUCCUCGCAGUCAAGGACUGGCCAUGGUGGCAGCUCCUUGGUUCCCUCCGGCCCCUACUUAGUGCCACCAUUGGAAAUGAGCAGCUCCGAGCCAAGGAGGAGGAGCUUACAACGCUAAGACGGAAGCUAGAAAAAUCAGAGAAGUUGCGGAAUGAACUCCGGCAGAAUACAGAUCUGCUAGAAAGCAAGAUUGCUGACUUGACCACUGAGCUGGCUGAUGAGCGCUUCAAAGGUGAUGUGGCCUGCCAGGUGCUGGAGAGUGAGCGGGCAGAGCGGCUACAGGCCUUCCGAGAGGUCCAGGAGCUCAAGAGCAAGCAUGAACAAAUCCAGAAAAAAUUGGGAGACGUGAAUAAACAGUUGGAAGAAGCCCAGCAGAAAAUUCAGUUGAAUGACUUGGAAAGGAAUCCUGCUGGAGGAGCAGACGAGUGGCAAAUGCGCUUCGACUGUGCUCAGAUGGAGAACGAGUUCCUCAGAAAGCGUCUGCAGCAAUGCGAGGAGAGGCUGGACUCGGAGCUGACAGCCAGGAAAGAGCUGGAGCAAAAGCUUGGGGAGCUGCAAAGUGCUUAUGAUGGGGCCAAGAAGAUGGCUCACCAACUGAAGAGGAAGUGCCACCAUCUUACCUGUGACCUGGAGGACACCCGCGUCCUGCUAGAGAACCAACAAAGUCGAAACCAUGAGCUGGAGAAGAAGCAGAAGAAGUUUGACCUGCAGCUGGCCCAGGCCCUAGGUGAGUCUGUGUUUGAGAAGGGUCUCCGUGAGAAAGUGACCCAGGAGAACACCAGUGUCCGGUGGGAGCUAGGCCAGCUUCAGCAGCAGUUGAAGCAAAAGGAGCAGGAAGUCUUGCAGCUGAAGCAGGAGGUGGAGAUGCUACAGGACCAUAAACGGGAGCUGCUGGGGUCACCCUCUCUGGGGGAAAAUUGCGUAGCUGGCUUGAAGGAGAGACUCUGGAAGUUGGAAUCCAGUGCCCUUGAGCAACAGAAAAUCCAGAGCCAGCAGGAAAACACCAUCAAGCAGCUGGAGCAGCUCCGCCAGCGGUUUGAGCUGGAGAUCGAGCGGAUGAAGCAGAUGCACCAGAAGGACCGUGAGGACCAGGAGGAGGAACUGGAGGAUGUCCGUCAGUCCUGCCAGAAGCGGCUCCGUCAACUGGAAAUGCAGCUGGAGCAAGAAUAUGAAGAGAAGCAGAUGGUCCUCCAUGAGAAGCAAGAUUUGGAAGGCUUGAUCGGAACCCUCUGUGACCAGAUUGGCCAUCGGGACUUUGACGUGGAGAAGCGACUUCGGAGAGACCUCAGGAGGACACAUGCACUGUUGUCAGACGUGCAGCUCCUUCUCGGCACCAUGGAGGAUGGCAAGACAUCAGUCAGCAAGGAGGAGCUGGAGAAAGUGCACAGCCAGCUGGAGCAGAGUGAAGCCAAAUGUGAGGAGGCCUUGAAGACCCAGAAGGUGCUCACAGCGGACCUGGAGAGCAUGCACAGCGAGCUGGAGAACAUGACGCGGAACAAAAGCCUGGUGGAUGAGCAGCUGUACAGGCUGCAGUUUGAGAAGACGGACCUCCUGAAGCGCAUUGAUGAGGACCAGGAUGACCUGAAUGAGCUGAUGCAGAAGCACAAGGACCUCAUUGCUCAGUCUGCUGCUGACAUUGGGCAGAUCCAAGAACUGCAGCUGCAGCUGGAGGAAGCCAAGAAGGAGAAGCACAAGCUUCAAGAACAACUGCAGGUGGCUCAGAUGCGCAUUGAGUACCUGGAGCAGUCCACCGUGGAUCGAGCCAUUGUCAGCAGGCAGGAGGCGGUCAUCUGUGACCUGGAGAACAAGAUGGAGUUCCAGAAGGUGCAGAUUAAGAGAUUUGAGGUCCUGGUGAUCCGACUUCGGGACAGCCUGAUCAAGAUGGGGGAGGAGCUUUCACAGGCGGCCACGUCGGAGUCCCAGCAGCGGGAGAGCAGCCAGUACUACCAGCGGCGCCUGGAGGAGCUGAAGGCCGACAUGGAAGAGCUGGUGCAGCGGGAGGCGGAGGCCAGCCGGCGGUGCAUGGAGCUGGAGAAGUAUGUGGAGGAACUUGGGGCAGUGAGGCAGACCCUCCAGACAGACCUGGAGACGUCCAUUCGGCGGAUUGCUGACCUGCAGGCAGCCUUGGAAGAAGUGGCAUCCAGCGAUAGUGAUACUGAGAGUGUCCAGACGGCAGUGGAUUGUGGCAGCAGUGGCAGAAAAGAGAUGGAUAAUGUCUCCAUCCUCAGCUCCCAGCCAGAGGGCAGCCUGCAGUCCUGGUUGAGCUGUACUCUGUCCAUGGCCACAGAUACUAUGAGGACUCCUUCUCGACAGUCAGCCACCAGCAGCCGCAUCCUCAGCCCCAGGAUAAACGAGGAGGCUGGGGACGCUGAGAGGACCCAAUCGGCACUGAGCAGAGCCUGGUCCACAGAUGUCCGCAGCAAGACCUCAGGAGACAAGCCUGUUUCUCCCCACUUCGUCCGUCGGCAAAAGUACUGUCAUUUUGGGGAUGGCGAAGGGCUUGCCGUCCAGAGAAAGUCCACAGAGAGAUUAGAAGCUGCGUCUUCUCCCCUGGCUUCUCGGAGUACAAAUACAUCCCCUCUGUCGAGGGAAAAGCUGCCCAGUCCUUCAGCAGCCCUCUCAGAGUUCGUGGAAGGGCUCCGGAGGAAGAGAGCCCAGAGAGGCCAGGGGUCCACGCUGGGCCUGGAGGACUGGCCCACUCUCCCCAUUUACCAGACGACUGGGGCUUCCACACUAAGGAGGGGCAGGGCUGGCAGUGACGAGGGAAACCUCUCAUUGAGGGUUGGGGCAAAGUCACCCCUGGAAAUCGAAGGGGCCGCUGGUGGUCUCUUGAGGUCCACCAGCCUCAAAUGCAUCUCUUCAGAUGGUGUUGGGGGCACGACCCUACUCCCCGAGAAGGCGAAGACCCGAUUCAGUUCCUGCGAGUCCCUCUUAGAAUCCAGACCGAACAUGGGGAGAAAACUGAGCUCCCCGACCACACCCAGGGACAUGCUGUUGUCACCCACACUGCGUCCUCGGAGGCGGUGUUUGGAGUCCUCUGUGGACGAUGCGGGCUGUCCAGACCUUGGAAAGGAGCCGCUCGUUUUCCAGAACCGCCAGUUCGCCCACCUGAUGGAGGAACCUCUAGGCAGUGACCCCUUCAGCUGGAAAGUCCCAAGCCUCGACUACGAACGCAAGACCAAAGUGGACUUCGAUGACUUCCUCCCAGCUAUCCGGAAGCCCCAGACGCCUACAUCCUUGGCCGGAGCAGCCAAAGGUGGGCAAGACGGUUCACAGCGUUCAAGCGUCCACUUUGAGACAGAAGAGGCUGACCGUUCCUUUCUCUCGGGGAUCAAGACCAUUUUGAAAAAGAGCCCGGAGCCCAAGGAGGAUCCUGCUCACCUGUCCGACUCGUCCUCAUCCUCCAGCUCCAUCGUGUCCUUCAAAAGUGCUGACAGCAUCAAAAGUCGACCAGGAAUCCAGCGACUUGCGGGUGACGGUGGUGAGGGAACGUCCCCCGAGCACAGAGAGCCAGGGGCGGGGAGGAAAGACGACGAUGUUACAAGCAUAAUGAAAAAAUAUCUCCAGAAGUAGGCACCAGUUCAGCCUCCUUGAAGCUGCCCUUGAAGACUUCCCGACUCUACGAUAACUUGGAGAUAGAGAGACUGGCCAGGCCUCCCCAGUGGCCAAAGCCAGCCAGCACGGCCACCCUCAAGAGACAAGACGGGCCCACAAAGGCAAAUCCUGCGGGGAUGCUGGACUCCCAGUGUGGUUGGCCUGAACAAAAUAAAGUGUUGACUCCUGGGCA
Messenger RNA from Piliocolobus tephrosceles (Ugandan red Colobus), 8157 nucleotides. It is a transcript of the gene MYO18B, whose product is annotated as myosin XVIIIB. The record is from RefSeq and is a predicted model, not a curated record. Lineage: Eukaryota; Metazoa; Chordata; Mammalia; Primates; Cercopithecidae. Gene Ontology annotation, biological process: actomyosin structure organization. The transcript is spliced from 44 exons. The coding region runs from base 249 to 7943 and encodes 2564 amino acids. Gene Ontology annotation, cellular component: cytoplasm; myosin II complex; myosin filament. Gene Ontology annotation, molecular function: actin filament binding; ATP binding; cytoskeletal motor activity.